AUGGAUAGUGUACCAGAUGAAGUAUUAUUGGAUAUCUUUAAUUAUUUUGAUGGAAAAUGCUUAAAAAAUGUUAUGCUGAUUUGCAAAAGAUGGCAUAGCUUGAUAACUCAAUCUGCUUCAACAAUGAGGAUGCUUCCAUUGAAAUAUUCCAGCAUAAUACAAUCAGAUGAGAUGUUCGUGCAUAAUUUUCAUUCUUUAAACAUCCAGCACAUCAGUAAUGUUAAUUUUAGUAAGUCUAUUUUUGAAGCAUUAGGCAAUACUGUGCAAUGUAUAGAAAUAAGUUAUUGUAUAUUAAGCCCUCGUGAUCUCAAAGUUAUUUCUAGUAGCUUCAUUAAUCUAAAUUUCCUGUCACUUACAAAAGUUAAGCUAUUCAAAGAUCCAGUAGAAUCAGAAAGUGAUAUCUUGACAAAUGAAAAAAGCCUGAUUUUGAACAAAUUAAUAUUGUUGAAAGUUGAUCAUGAAAUACUGGAUUAUAUGCAGAGUAUUCAGUCACAGAAAAUUGAAAUAAUCGAUUGCCAUGAAAAUGCUGUAAAUCAAGAAUCCUUAAUUAAUUUUAUUAGUCAUCAAAAACACCUUACAUCCUUAAACAUAGGCGAGAUGAACUACAAUAUCAAUGUAUUCUUCCACCAAAAUAUUGCUGAGUUCUGCAAGUUUAGACUUAAAAAGUUUCAUUCACUUUUCUGUUCAAAUCACUCACAUGUUCAUCAAUUUGAAGACAAUUUCAUUUCUUUUCUUGAAUCUCAGUCAAAAAAUCUUGAGAACGUGAAGAUUUCAGGAAGGUCUUUGCCACCAAGUAUAUAUAAAUUUGUAGUAAGCUCUCUAAUUAAUAUGCAUACCCUAGAAAUUGAUGCAAGCUCAGUUCCUCAAGAGAAUUCAUUCUAUGAGAAUAUGGCACGGAAUUUAAGCAUCAAGUCACUAAUAAUUUAUUCAACAGUUACAAAACACAAUUUUAAUGGCUUGAAAGGACUAUUAUCUCAUUAUCCAUGCAUUGAAAAGUUAAAUCUUAUGGAUACAGAUGAAUUUGUGGCUAAUGAUCUAUUCCAUAGCAUCGCUUACUUUUUAACAAAUUUAAAGGAACUAGUUGUGCUUAAUUUCAACAAAACUUUUGAUCCUCAAACUAAAAUUAAGCAUCUUGAAAAGUUUUCUAUUAAAAUCAUCAACAACAUUGAGCAGCUACUCAAGUUCAUAAAGAUUCAUGACAGCACAUUAAUUAAUUUAAGCAUUUGGUGGAUAACAAGAGACUUUGAGUCCAGAAUUGUGAAAGAAAUAAUCUCAUUACCAAAGUUGACUCAUUUAAAAAUUGGUGGAAGAUUCAUAGCAAAUAAAAGAAUCUAUGAAGUAGUAAGACGUGACUAUAAGAAUCUAAGAACUUUACAUUUGAUUGUCAAUAAUUAUGAUGAAGUUAAGCACUUAAAAUUCACAUUUCCUUUGGAUAAAAGUAUUUAUACAGACGUCAAGUGCUUGUAUUUUGAAGAAGAUCACGAUAGAGAGCCAUUAAACGAUUAA
Chironomus riparius is the source of this 1506-nucleotide messenger RNA. Lineage: Eukaryota; Metazoa; Arthropoda; Insecta; Diptera; Chironomidae. The record is from the annotation of a GenBank genome assembly.